UUUAUAUAGUUUUGAAUAACGCGUUUUAACUCGUUUUCUUUGUGAAUGUGUUUGUGAAAAUUGCUUUAAUUUUCUCAUAGUUUAUUUAUGCAAAAUUGAACAAAAACCGAACUAGAAUAGUAUAGAAGUUAAAAAUGGACUUCCUGGAGUAUGCUGAUAUUACGUCGGAGGUUAAUGGAGCAAUGACUCCUGGAAAAUUAAAAUUAACAGAUCAGCAUCUGAUUUUUAAGAAUCAGAAGACUGGGAAAGUUGAACAAAUACCUUCCGGUGAUAUGGACAUGGUCAGUUACUUAAAAUUUGUAAAUACUUGGGGUCUGCGAAUUUUCUUGAAAAAUGGAACUCUUUACAGAUUUAGAGGUUUUAAGGAAGGCGAUCAAGAAAAAAUGGCAAAAUUCUUUAAGAGCAAUUACAAUAAAGAUAUGCUUGAAAAGCAGCUCAGUUUAAAAGGAUGGAAUUGGGGAACAGCUAGAUUUGAAGGAUCAGUAUUAAGUUUCGAUGUUGGUCAACACACGGCUUUUGAAAUUCCCUUAUGCAACGUUUCCCAGUGUACGACUGGCAAAAAUGAAGUUACUCUAGAAUUCCAUCAGAAUGAUGACGCUCCGGUAAAUUUAAUGGAAAUGAGAUAUUAUAUUCCAACUAGUGACAGUGUUGAGGCAGAUCCUGUCGAUGCUUUCCAUCAACAAGUCAUGGAUAAAGCUUCAGUCAUCAGUGUCAGUGGCGAUGCGAUUGCCAUAUUUAGAGAAAUUCAAUGUCUCACUCCUAGGGGUCGCUAUGACAUUAAAAUUUUCCAAUCUUUCUUUCAACUUCACGGAAAGACUUUUGAUUACAAAAUACCAAUGUCUACGGUACUCAGAUUAUUCCUCCUUCCACACAAGGACAGCAGGCAAAUGUUCUUCGUGGUGAGUUUAGAUCCACCGAUUAAACAAGGACAAACUCGUUACCAUUAUUUAGUUCUCUUAUUUAAUCAAGACGAAGAAACAUCGAUAGAUUUACCAUUCUCCGAGGAGGAAUUAAAAGAAAAGUACGAAGACAAACUAACAAAGGAAUUAAGUGGACCAACAUAUGAAAUUCUUGGGAGAGUGAUGAAAGUUAUUAUUAAUAGAAAGCUCACAGGUCCUGGAAAUUUCAAAGGACAUUCAGGUACUCCGGCAAUCGGCUGUUCCUUCAAGGCAGCAGCUGGAUAUUUAUAUCCUCUCGAAAGGGGAUUUAUGUAUGUACAUAAGCCACCUAUUCACAUUCGUUUCGAUGAAAUUUCUUCGGUAAACUUUGCUCGAGGUGGCGGAUCGACAAGAUCUUUCGACUUUGAAAUAGAAUUAACGAGUGGAAUCAAUCACACGUUUAGCAGCAUUGAAAAAGGAGAGUACGGAAAGCUGUUUGAUUUUAUUACUUCUAAGAAACUUCGAGUGAAGAAUAGAGGAAAGGGGGAUAAAGUCAACUACGACGAUGACUUUGGUGGCAGUGAUCAAGAAGCUGAACCAGACGCAUAUUUGGCUCGAGUUAAGGCCGAAGCACAAGAAAGAGACGAUGAUAAUCAAGAUUCAGACAGUGAAUCGACAGACGAAGAUUUCAAUCCAAAUCAAGCCGAAAGUGAUGUGGCGGAGGAGUAUGACAGCAAUCCUGCUACCACGGACAGCGAUGAAGGAUCUGAUGCUUCUGGAGAUAGUGGCAAGGAAAAGAAAAAGAAGAAGGAGAAAAAGUCGAAAUCCGCAAAAACAAUUUCCGAGAAGCCGAGAAAAGCACGAAAGCCGAAAAAGGAGAAAGAUUCCAAUAAACCAAAAAGACCAGCCACUGCUUUCAUGAUGUGGUUGAAUGCUACUAGAGAAAAAAUAAAGUCUGAUAAUCCUGGAAUCAGUGUUACUGAAAUUGCGAAGAAAGGCGGUGAAAUGUGGAAGGAGCUGAAAGAUAAAUCGGAAUGGGAAGAGAAGGCAAACAAGGCCAAAAAGGAAUACGCUGAAGCUAUGAAAGAUUAUGUUCCAGCUGAAGGGGACAGUACAUCUAAAACUAAAAAAGAAAAAAAUCCCAAGAAGGAUAAAGACGAUAAAAAGAAGAAAGAUACCAAGAAAGACUCAUCUCCUUCUAAAGCCGCUUCUGGUUCAUUUAAGAGCAAGGAAUACAUCAGCGACGAUGAAAGUAGCAGCGAUGAAGAUAAGAAGAAGGCCAAGUCUUCUGAUAAGAGAAAACAUUCCGAUAGCGAAGAAGAGAAGAAGCCGAAAAAGAAACCGGAAAAGAAGAGUAAAAAGGAAGAAUCUGAAGACGAGGCUAGCUUAGAUGAACCUGAAGAAAGUACUCCACCAACUAGUGACGACGAUUCCAAGGGAAGCGAUUAAAUCACCUUCUUUAUUCACAAUUUUCACAAAUACACGUUCAACAUUCACAAAAAUAGUAGUUUCAUAAUUAUGUAAUUAAGUAUCGUUUUGUAUUUAAAAAGAAGCCCUUUAAGAAUAAGUCAGGGAAUAGAAAAAUGUGUCCCUUUUUUAUUGUCAUUAAAUAUUAUAUAGAAUA
This is a messenger RNA of Leptopilina heterotoma, 2502 nucleotides long. RefSeq names its product FACT complex subunit Ssrp1 (gene Ssrp). Gene Ontology annotation, molecular function: DNA binding; nucleosome binding; histone binding. The record is from RefSeq and is a predicted model, not a curated record. The coding region runs from base 135 to 2327 and encodes 730 amino acids. NCBI's taxonomy places the organism in Eukaryota, Metazoa, Arthropoda, Insecta, Hymenoptera, Figitidae. Gene Ontology annotation, cellular component: nucleus; FACT complex. The transcript is spliced from 13 exons.